Molecule: messenger RNA, 444 nt
Organism: Suillus paluster
Lineage: Eukaryota; Fungi; Basidiomycota; Agaricomycetes; Boletales; Suillaceae
Exons: 1
Coding region: 1-444 (147 amino acids)
Source: RefSeq, a predicted model, not a curated record
AUGCCCAACUGCCUGAACUGUCUAAAGAAGUUCAAGGAUGCCUUGGGUGUUACACGUCACCUAAGCCAGCCCCUCAUAUCAUGCCAACAACAUACUACUGUGGAGUUCACAACUGCAGCACAAAUACUCAACUCAUUGAACUGGCAUGCAUCUUUUGAAUCCAAUCGAUCAUCAUCACACUAUCAGUCUUCUGCCCAUUCUGGCAGACUUGGAACUCAAAGCCCUCAUGGCUUCUCAAUGGACUUAGAUCUGCCGCCAGCAUGGAACCUGGGCCCUAACUCAGAUGGGGAUGAUAUGGUCUACCACGAUGAAGAAGCAGAUCUGGAGAAUGAUUUUCUGAUCCCUGAUGGAGAGACACUGGGUGGUGGAGCUUCAGGGGGGCAUUUUAUGCGAUUUGAAGGUGCUGCAAGGGUACAUGCAUGGGGCCUGACUUUCCUGGAGUGA